Molecule: messenger RNA, 1002 nt
Organism: Penicillium longicatenatum
Lineage: Eukaryota; Fungi; Ascomycota; Eurotiomycetes; Eurotiales; Aspergillaceae
Exons: 2
Coding region: 1-1002 (333 amino acids)
Source: RefSeq, a predicted model, not a curated record
AUGGCGACUCUCACCAUGACCCCUCCCACCCGUCAGCCUUUCGCUAGCCUGGACACACCCCGAAUGGGCUCAGUCAUGCGGUCCAAGCUGAACCGCCAAAACAUUCAAAAUGGCGUAUCCCUCAAAAGCUCCAUCUUGGAAGACUCAGAGAACAUCGAUCCCUACACACGCAGUCUGUCCGCAAAGCGCAAACGCUCUCUGGACGAUGACGAAAUCUCCAAGGGAUCGCCCAAACCCCUCAAGACAUCCCGCAUCGCCCUCUCAACCCGUCCCAGUGUCUCACACUUCUCCACCCCCUUGAAGACAAUCCCAUCCACACCUAAAUCAGCACCAAUUCUCAAACCUGCUGGUCGGACUCCACCCAAGUCAUGCAAGGCAUUUGGCCGCCGGUCGGCCAUCGCCAAAUCAAGACCCGAUUCUGGAAAGAGAGCUGUGGCUCGUCCUUUCUCCCUUGCUACGGCUCUUAGCCAGUCCAAGCCUGCUGCCAAACCGCAAUCCCAGCCUAAGAGCUGGUUCUUCGAUAUCCAUGUCGACUCUGAGCAGGAGGAGAUGACGAACCUCAUGCAGCAUUCUACUGGUGUACUUGAUAUCAGUGACGACGAGGGUAAGACAUCUGUUGACGCACGCGGUAAGGAGAAUGUUCCACCUUCUGAGCUUGGUAUCGAUUUGCCCCGUAGUAGUCAGGCCGUUGCCAUGGCUGCUGCUGCUGAGGCGAGGAAGGCGGAGAAGAUGGAAGAUGAUCGGUCUCCACUUGGUGAGCUGACGGCUUCGGAUUAUUAUCCUGAGGACUGUAAUGCUUUCUCUUAUGCUGUUGUCUAUGACGAUGAUUGUCCGGUCAAGGUGACGUCUAUGCCGCCGCCGUCAGCCUUCUCGCCUGAGAUUACUACUUCUAUUGCUUCCUUGCUGGAGACUGCUCUUCCGGCUAAAGUUGAGAGCAAGGCGGAGACAGCUGAGGCUGGGGCUAAGGCUGUGUCUGCAGAGGACAAGACUGAAUCCUCUUAA